Molecule: messenger RNA, 1364 nt
Organism: Durotheca rogersii
Lineage: Eukaryota; Fungi; Ascomycota; Sordariomycetes; Xylariales; Xylariaceae
Exons: 2
Coding region: 1-756 (251 amino acids)
Source: RefSeq, a predicted model, not a curated record
AUGCGCCCCGACCAACAACCGCCGGCGGACGAGCAGCAGCAUCCGCCACCGGCGAUCCCGAAUGCCGACCUCCCUUGCAGCCGGGCGUGGUACGUGGCCAAGCUGGUCCUUACGUCCUUCUCCGUCGCCUGCGGCGCCAUCGUGCUGGGCCUCUCCGUCUCGCUGGCCGUCGACCCGGCCGUGCAGAGCUACAUCGCCGUCUGGUCGGCCCCGCAAGCGGGCGCGGCCGUGCUCUGGUCCGGCGCGGAGCUCGUCGCACUCUUCUUCAGGGCGGUCCGCGCCCGGCGGCCGUCCUCGGACGAGGCGCCGGCCGCAGCCGAGGGGGGGCGCCGGCCGAGCGGCGGCAUCCACCCGGGCGCGCACGUAGCCGUCCAGCUCCUGCUGAGCCUCGGCUUCGCCGCCGGGACCGGCCUGACUGCCUACCUGCACGCGUUCGCGCUCUCGUUCAUGGAGCCCGGCGCCCGCGACGCCUACCCGGGGUAUUGGGACUACUACUACAACGACGAGGGGAGCGGCGGGGACGGCGGUUACUACAGCAAGUCGUACGUCGACGCCGUGGCGGUGCUCGUAGCGUUUCUGACACUCCUAACGAUAACGCAUCUCGUGCUCUUCGUACGUUCCUGCGCUGAGACCGCCCAGCGCGAGAGGGCAAAGACCCUCACGCUGGUCCGCGCCCCGCCACCACAGGUGCAGCAAGGACUAUUGCUACCGGCGGGGUCCGCAGACGAAGUUAAGCCAGACAAGGAGCGCGUCUAGCCCAGUUCUCCCAAGCACAUGCCCGGGUGUAGAGGGGGACGACAGCAGCAGGAUGCUGUCCUGCCCCCUGCGGCGCGGACUACUGCCGGACCCGUAUCGCUGCUGACGGGCGGCAGCAACGGAGGCAACAGGGGCAGCAUACGCCGCAGCCUCUCUGGCGGAGAUUAUCAUUGGCGUAAACCCGACAUAACACAGGGUCGCAGCGAGAAAUGGACUAUUUGCUUUGCGAUUCCUACGCCGUGGCUAGGUAACCCGUACAUUCGGGGCUUUUACCGCUAUCUAAACCGAGAACCGUGAAGCUGAUAUGUCGAACCGAGUCAUAUUCAUGACCAUAACCGUAACCAUAGCUAUUUUUGGUAUUCGCCGGCAUAGAGAAGCUUCUCUAGACCGUGCAAUAGGGCUCAUUGGCGAUCUUCUACUCUUGUUAAUCCCGCGUAUGCAUCGGCACGCGGCAUUUAUGAGCCCCCCCCUCCCUCUCGAAAAGAAAAAAAGAAUUGGGGGCGGGAGAUAUGAGCGAGGACGUUCGAGUGACUUGGACUUAAAUCCAAGAGCGGUGGGAACGUGGUAUCUCGGGUAAGCUGGAGGGGCUCGAUGGGAUCGGUAAAGGA